AUGGCUAUACCUAUGAUAUCCAAAUGUUGUUUUCUGCUUUUCUUGCUAUGCUUCAUCUUUUCAAAUGCAGAAACGAAGCCAUACCCUCUGGGCAUCAGCUUUGGGCCAACGUAUAUUACCGCAGCCUAUAUCGAUUCUGCCGGUGAGCCGGUAGUAGUAGCCAGCAUAAGAGGGAGUGACGAGUACCGUGAUUUUGUUGCAGACUCUGCGAUAAACGAAGGAGUAAAAGUCCAGUCUCGUGGGAAAUGGUAUAUUCGGGAUGGCGAAUCUCUCGUCCCAAUCCUACCGGAGCCGGAUAAUAACCCUGAGGCCGAAGGUAUCUUCACUGCAGCCAUACGUAGUAUCCGUGAAGAGAUCACCAAAAGCAAGGGACAGGUCUCCAGUAUCACAUCAAUCUCAAUCCCUAGCCAUUUCAACCACACCUCAACUACUGCCAUGAUAAAUGCAGUUAUGGAAAACGAAAAAGGGAUCAUUCGCCCCUGGCAAGUCAGAAAACAGUUCCAUGUUGUACGACUUGCAUACGGCCUCAAUUCGUGCGAAGGCUUUGGGCUCGACUCUGACACAUGCGAUAUGGAGGACCCAGAACAUGUUAUGUUUGUUGACUAUCACAACGAAUAUCUAGAGCUUGUGUUGGCUAGCGUGGGAGAGUUCUCUGUCGUUGCUCUCGAUAGCGUUAGGCUACAUAAUCUUGGAGCAAAGCGACUGGAUAAUCCCAAGGUAGGUAACCAGGACUCGAAUAUAUAUCAGCACGAAAUACAGGACGCAAUUCAAAGGUUCAAGGAGAGCAACAACAUCCGCAUGGAAGACUAUCCUACCACUAUUGAAGUUAUCCGUGCAAUUGUGAUGAGUGGUGACGCACCAAAGCCAGCUUUUGCAAGCAUUCGAGAAGCGAUUGCCGCCGUCCUCCCAGAACACAAAUCUAAAAUCCGAGACUCGAUUGAUCCUUUAUCUGUCAACGCGGUGGGAGCUGCGCAAUGGGCAAAGCUUCAGGUUCUCAACAGCGAGCUCUUACAUGAUGCCUCGGUGCUCCAUGACGAACUGUGA
Messenger RNA from Microsporum canis CBS 113480, 1044 nucleotides. RefSeq lists its product as uncharacterized. Lineage: Eukaryota; Fungi; Ascomycota; Eurotiomycetes; Onygenales; Arthrodermataceae. The record is from RefSeq and is a predicted model, not a curated record. The transcript is spliced from 4 exons. The coding region runs from base 1 to 1044 and encodes 347 amino acids.